Messenger RNA from Canis lupus familiaris (dog), 1164 nucleotides. Its product is annotated as membrane-spanning 4-domains subfamily A member 3-like. Gene Ontology annotation, cellular component: plasma membrane. Gene Ontology annotation, biological process: cell surface receptor signaling pathway. Lineage: Eukaryota; Metazoa; Chordata; Mammalia; Carnivora; Canidae. The coding region runs from base 439 to 981 and encodes 180 amino acids. The transcript has 7 exons. The record is from RefSeq and is a predicted model, not a curated record.
AGCGCCAGAACCACACGCACGAGGCAGGGGGAUGAGGGCCACAACCGAGGAAGCAGCGCCCACCCGGCUCCCCCGGCUGGAAAGCCCCGAAUUGAGGACACCACCUCCAGGAUCACGCUCCUCUGGCCCUGGGUUCAGAGCAUGACAUCAAUGUAGGGAGCCUCGGCCGGGUUGCCACUAGGACUCAGACCCGGUCACACUGAAUCAGGGAUUGCCAGGUCCUGGCUCCCUGGACGGCCUUGUCCCGGGUUCUCCCAUCGCUAGAAACAUUUUACUGGUAACAUUACUUGAGUUGAGAAGAUCCAUGUUCUUCCUAGGCGUUUCAGCCCCAUUCAGACAGCUGGGUGGCCUACCAAGCGUUGCCUGGGAGAAUUUUUUGUCACUUGAAAAAAGGAGUCCAUUCAUUCUCUACAAUUUCUAUAGCAUAUCUUAAUUAAAAUGCCAAGAAGAUAUACCCUAAGAAUGGAGACCAGAGCACUGGGGGCUGUGCAAAUCAUGAAUGGCCUAAUUUACUAUGCAUUGGGGUUUCUUUGUUUUGCAUUAUUUGUCUCAGAAGAGGACAGGAAACAAACUGGUCAUAUCCCUGUUGUUGUUACACUAAUUUACAUAUUUUGGUCAGCACCAUUUUUCAUCAGCUCAGGAUCCACCAGUGUACACGUACAGAAGCGUCCUACAAAAUACAAGCUUAUUUCUAGCCUUGUUAUGAACAUCUUAUGUACCUGCUUUUCUACAAUUGGUAUGAUUAUAUUUAUUAUUGCAUGUUUCACAUAUCAUCCAGAUGCCGAUGAAUAUAUUUGGACACAUUUGGCUGGUAGUAUGCUUUUACAAUAUUUACUCUUCUGCACCAUCACAGAAGUGAUCUGUACAUGGAUCAUUACCAGGUGGAUUGUAGCUGCAUUGUGUAACCCAGAAUACAGUGAAAAGAGUCCUUCACUCUCAGAAUCCACUGCCCCUACAUUAACGUACAGAGAACCAGUGUGACUCCAGUCAAGAACAAAAGUACAAAGAACCAGUGUGACUCCAGUCAAGAACAAAAGAUUAACUGUGAAUUAAUGAAGAACUCAGUAACUUUUUUCAAGAGGCCCAUGGAAAAUACAUGCUAAUGAAGUCCUUUCUGGUAUAUCUUCUCCCUACUUCUUCAAUAAAGGAUGCAAUUUGAUCACA